CUGAGCAGGUCACUGUGUUCACACCAAACAUGGAUGUCCCAUAUUGCCAAAACCCAGCGCCAGGUCUGGUUGUCAGCUCACAACCUGAAUUACCUUUAUCUGGGAUCUUCCCAUCAGAUGCCAUUCCAAGUCCGUGCGUCGGCAGUGUUUCUGACAUCAUGGCGAGUGAUAUUGAGCCCGAACGGUCAACACUGCCAUGGAAACGUUGUAGACGGUUGGGACGUCGUCGGAGGGGUUUAGUUUUCGAGACCUCUGGCUCUGUGCUGUCCACAAAGGGCACUGGAUCUGGGGUUCUCAAUGCAGAUGUUGUCUUGGUGCGAGACGUUGAACCUACCUUGCAAGUGAGCUGUCGUGAUGGCAAUGAUGAGCAGCUGAAUGCAUGUCUUCCAACAUUGACCAAUGCACAAGACAGCACCGCCGGCCCGGUUCAGGAAACAUCACUGUUAUACGCACGGUUGCUUUCUCCCUCCUUGCCUGAAGAGUUCCCAGGUCCGUCUGAUUUCUCAUCCAUUCAUAACAGAUGUAAUGAUCCGUCCGCUGAUGGUAUCGAGUUGCCAUGCCUUGCAUCAACCUUGAACCCUUCAGCAAGCCGUGUCCUGUGGGCCAACGUAAGUUCACCCCAGCUUGAAACUACUGCAGGCAGCCCGUUUGUGGAAAUGGGUAUGGUCGGCAAGAGGGAAUGUAGUUUGAACCUCGGCAUACAGAACCAGGACAUUGUGGAGUCUGAUGUCCCAGAUGCCUGUCAGGCAUCUGCAUCCAUGCAGCGAACGCCUUUGCCUUCUCAUUCUAUAUGUCGUGAAGACUUGCCAGUUGGUUGUCGGAAUGGUGUUCGUCGUUCCCCCCCUGUUGCAGAUGACACACUGGUCUCUGGGCAUGGUUGCUCUUAUGAGCAAACAGGAUGUUUGCAUGGGAGCCCUGCUAAUAGGACUUCGCAUGGUCCUGCAGUUGAUUCUCCUGCACGUUCUGUGAACCACAGGAUGUUUACCGCAGGUUUGGUCAGCUGAGCCCACUGGAUGGAGAAAGACCAUCAUAUGCCCAACUUUAUACUCGUCAUCCACAGGAUUUCGAUGAGGUUAUUGACAGCCGUCU
Chara braunii is the source of this 1089-nucleotide messenger RNA. NCBI's taxonomy places the organism in Eukaryota, Viridiplantae, Streptophyta, Charophyceae, Charales, Characeae. The record is from the annotation of a GenBank genome assembly.